This is a messenger RNA of Zalophus californianus (California sea lion), 8554 nucleotides long. It is a transcript of the gene NUP153, whose product is annotated as nucleoporin 153. The transcript has 22 exons. Gene Ontology annotation, biological process: RNA export from nucleus; protein import into nucleus. The record is from RefSeq and is a predicted model, not a curated record. Gene Ontology annotation, cellular component: nuclear pore. Gene Ontology annotation, molecular function: structural constituent of nuclear pore. Lineage: Eukaryota; Metazoa; Chordata; Mammalia; Carnivora; Otariidae. The coding region runs from base 2834 to 7258 and encodes 1474 amino acids.
CAGACUCCUCGCUGAGCAGGGAGCCCAAUGUGGGGCUCAGUCCCAGGACCCUGGGAUCAUGACCUGAGCUGAAUGCAGAUGCUUAACUGACUGAGCCACCCAGGCGCCCCAAUUCCUACCAGUUUUCUAUUCUGAAGUUUGUCUUAGUUUGGCCCAGCUCUUUUGCAUGUCCUUUUCAAAGCUUGGAUAUGAAGGCUGUCCCACACACACAUCAAAUAACAAACCACCAAGAAAGGGAUGAUUUUUGAGUCCCAGCCAGUUCACUCUCCUGUGCUGGAAAUUCUGAAUCUGGUAGGGUGAAAAGGGAAAAUGAGGUAGGGCUACAGUUUCAUCUUCUAUGUAUGCAGCCGGAUGAAAGAUUCAGGUACAGGGGUGCCUGGGUGGCUCAGUCAUUAAGCGUCUGCCUUUGGCUCAGGUCAUGAUCCCAGGGUUCUGGGGUGGAGCCCCGCAUCGGGCUCCCUGCUCAGCGGGAAGCCUGCUUUUCCCUCUCCCACUCCCCCUGCUUGGGUUCCCUCUCUUGCUCUGUCUCUCUCUGUCAAAUAAGUAAAUAAAUAAAUAAAAUCUUAAAAAAAAAAAGAUUCAGAUACAGAUCUUCCCCAUGAGUUAGCUUAUUAGCAAAUACCUAGCUAAGAACUGUGAAAGAGAAACAAUUGUAUUUAAAAAGGUUGAGGUGCUUCAGGGGAAAGAGUUAUGUAUACCUGAGGGGUCUAGGGGGUAGUUACUGGUGGAGCCCGGGCAUGGAGGGAGGAGGAUCAGGAAACAGAAGAGGAAGUAAAUUAACUUUGUCUGUCAUAUUUAGCAACUUUUUAUAGUCUUGGUGAUUAUUGUCAGAGGUACCACUGAAAGCCAUUUGCUCUAUAAACUUAUGCCUGAUACAGCACGUUUCCUUAGGUGCUGAAAGGUACUACAAAAUCCAAGGUACUGGAAGUUUGGUUUCACAAUCUGACUUACAUGAUUAUUAGAGUGAUUUGAAUUGCACAGUUUGGUGGUGAAGAUGGUAUGAAUGUCUUAAAGAGUUAAUUCGUAUCUGAUAGCUGGAUAUUACAUGCUUUCUCUCUAAGCAGUUAUUACAAGUUAUAUAUACAUUAAUGCUUUCAUCAGAACCACCACCCUGUUGAGGUAAAUGUUCAUUCUAUUUGCAGAUGAGGAAACUGAAGCUUAGAAAGAGGAUCAGUAACUUCCCCAAGGCUACACAGCUAGUAAGUGAUAGAUUUGAAAUUAAGUCUGAGUCCAAAGCUAUUAUUAAGCUUUAAAAUCAAUUGUCUCAAAUGGAACACUAACCCUGUGUGUUUUUUCUUUGUUGUUGUUUUUUCAGCAGAUUUUUUCCCCCUACUAAUUUGUGCACUUGUUUCAACUCUUAAACAUUGAGUUACAGUCGUGGCUUUGACUGCUGGGCUUGAAGGUGCCACCUGAAUUCUCUGAACCCCAGUCCUAUCAGUUGAAUGGAAGGGCUGGACCAUGUGACCACCAAACCCUUUCUAACGGUCAAUUCCUACAAUCUCUAUUCUUUGUGGGUUCAGCCUUUGAUCCUAGCUUACUUACUUUCCUAAAUAUAAUGCUUUCUAUUCGGAGCAAAUAUAUGUAUACUUUUAUGACCGGUAACCUACCACUUACCUCUAAUGUGAGCUGACUGCGUGGGUAAUAAUUUUAACCAUUUAUUGCAUUUCUUGUAUACCAGGACAGGUACUAAGUACUCUACAGAAAUGAUCACAACAGCUCUAUACCGUGGAUUUUGGGGUUCCCAUUUUAGAGAGGAAGAAGCCAAAGCUCAGAAAGUUUUGACUUAUCCAAGGUCAAGCUAGAGAAUGAUGGAGCCAGCAUUCCAGCCCUCCUGUUUGAUAGCAAAGCCCUUACAUGUUAAUGGGACAUUAAUGAAACUCAUUUUCUAAUUCAUCUUUAGGCUUAAAGAUCUCGGACGUUGUUUUUCAACCUUUAAAAAAAAAUUGCUCCAUAUUAGCUCCUGUUUUUGAUUUUACUGUCUGCCCGCUUUACCAACCGAUGGGAAAGUAGAAGGAAAGGAGGUUACUGUUUUUACGUUGAACGCCUCUUUCAAAGUCUAAGUUUACGGCUAAGUGCAGUAAAAAGAAUGGAGCUCCGGGCUUUGUGCCUCUGCGCGGAUCCGCGGAUCUCCUUCCGCGUCCUCCUUUCCGAGAACUCGGGUUCUUCCGCUGAACUACUCUUCCCAGCGUGCCGCGCGGCCGAGAGCGCGGGCUUGACCGGCCCUCCCUUGCUCUUGGCCUAUCAUUCGGUCGCAGCGUGAUGAUGCAAGCGCGUCGGGCGCUGACGAGUGACGGCGUUCUGGCUCGCGACCGCGGCGGCGGCCUUAGCAGCGGCAAUAGGCGCAAUAGCGGCGGCGACUGCAGGGACGACGACGACGACGACGGCGGGGCGGGCGCUGUGCGCAGAGGGGAGGGGUAGGCGGGCGGCGCCGGCGGCUUCAACUGCGGCAGCUACAGCUAGGGCGACGGAAGAAUCCCCAUCAGCCGGCGAUCGAGUUAGGCCUAAGCAGCGCCUGGAGAGGCUCUCUCUGUCCUCUGCGGGGGAUCUCCAUAGAGACCGUGACAUACACAGAGGCGGGGGUCCGCGGGAGGCUGCCGGACCGGAGCCAGCUCCUCGGCCUCUCUCGCCGCCACCGCCUUCCCUGCUGCCAGCGCGCAUUUUCUCUCCACUCCUGCUCGAAACCUCGCGGCUCCUGGUGUGCCUGUGCUCCGGUGUGUGGGCAGCGAAGGCGGACUUUUGGGCUGGGGCCGGGCGGGGGGGGCUCUAAGGCCGCCACCUCUGCCUCUCCCGCCCCCUUACCCGCCCCGAAGCGGGAAGCAGCGGAGGCUCCGCCAUGGCCUCGGGAGCCGGAGGAAUAGGAGGGGGCGGUGGCGGCAAGAUCCGGACGCGGCGUUGCCACCAGGGGCCAAUUAAGCCUUACCAGCAGGGGCGACAACAGCACCAGGGCAUUCUUAGCAGGGUUACAGAAUCUGUUAAGAAUAUUGUGCCAGGAUGGCUACAAAGAUACUUCAACAAGAAUGAAGAUGUAUGCAGCUGCUCAACAGACACAAGAGAGGUACCACAGUGGCCAGAAAAUAGAGAAGAUGAUCAUCUGGUAUAUGCCGAUGAGGAGAGCCCUAAUAUUCAUGAUGGGAGAAUCACUCCUGAGCCAACAGUCAGUCAUACAGAAGAACCCUCAACAACUAGUACUUCUUCAAAUUACCCAGAUGUAUUAACAAGGCCUUCUCUUCAUCGGAGCCAUAUGAAUUUCUCCAUGUUGGAAUCUCCUGCAUUACACUGUCAGCCCUCCACAUCCUCGGCAUUCCCAAUUGGCAGUUCUGGAUUUUCCCUUGUAAAGGAAAUUAAAGAUUCUACCUCUCAGCAUGAUGAUGAUAACAUCUCAACUACCAGUGGUUUUUCUUCAAGAGCUUCUGAUAAAGAUGUAGCUGUUACAAAGAACACUUCAUUGCCACCUCUGUGGUCCCCAGAGGCUGAACGUACUCCCUCACUCUCACAGCACACUGCCACCAGCUCAAAAAAACCAGCAUUCAACUUAUCUGCCUUUGGAACACUUUCCCCUUCACUUGGGAAUUCUUCAAUCCUUAAAACAAGUCAGCUUGGAGAUUCUCCUUUUUAUCCUGGAAAAACAACGUAUGGUGGGGCAGCAGCUGCUGUAAGACAGCCUAAACUACGAAACACACCAUAUCAGGCACCAGUCAAAAGACAGAUGAAAGCUAAGCAGCUCAAUGCACAAUCCUAUGGUGUGACCAGUUCAACAGCUCGGCGAAUAUUGCAGUCAUUAGAGAAGAUGUCAAGCCCUCUAGCGGAUGCAAAAAGAAUUCCAUCUAUUGUUUCUUCUCCCUUGAAUUCUCCUCUGGAUAGGAGUGGAAUAGAUACCACUGCAGACUUUCAGACCAAAAGGGAAAGGGUGGACUCUCAGUAUCCCCCUGUUCAGAGACUCAUGACCCCAAAGCCAGUUUCCAUAGCAGCAAAUCGAACUGUUUAUUUUAAACCAUCUCUGACCCCGUCUGGUGAAUUAAGGAAGACCAAUCAAAGAAUAGAUAAAAAGCACAGUAUUGGAUAUGAAAAACCUGUGACACCAGGACAAACUAGAGAACAACGAGAAAGUGGCUUUUCUUACCCAAAUUUCAGUAUGUCUGCAGCCAAUGGUUUAUCUUCUGGAGUAGGUAGUGGAGGCGGCAAGAUGAGACGAGAGAGAACGCGCUUUGUUGCAUCCAAGCCUCCAGAGGAGGAGGAAAUGGAAGUACCAGUAUUGCCGAAAAUCUCUCUACCCAUCACCAGUUCUUCACUGCCUACCUUCAAUUUUAGUUCCUCUGUGAUCACAACGUCCUCUCCAUCACCCAUUAGUCCUUCGCAAUCAUUAACAAACAAGGUACAAAUGACCUCUCCAAACAGCACUGGCAGCCCCAUGUUUCGAUUUUCAUCUCCAAUUGUAAAAUCUACUGAGGCAGAUGUACUACCUCCAUCAUCUAUUGGAUUUACAUUCAGUGUGCCUGUUGCAAAAACAGCAGAACUUUCUGGCUGUAGUAGUAUUUCAGAACCAAUUACAAGUAGUAGUUCAGCUCAAGAUAUCAGUGCAGUGAAUAGUACAAGCUGUAAGAAGAAGCCAGAUGAAGAUUGUGAGGGCCCUGUUAGACCUGCAAAAACCCUGAAAGAAGGAAGUGUCCUAGAUGUUCUCAAAAGCCCCGGUUUCACGUCACCAAAGGCAGAUUCUCUUGCUUCUCAGCCUACCACCACAAGCCCAGUCGUUUAUACAAGACCAGCAAUAAGUAGCUUUUCUUCUAGUGGCAUCGGGUUUGGGGAAAGUUUAAAAGCCAGACCAUCGUGGCAGUGCGAUACUUGUCUACUCCAGAACAAAGUUACAGACAGCAAGUGCGUAGCCUGUCAAGCAACAAAAUUGCCGCCAAAAGAGACUGCUAAACAAACUGCAAUUGGAGCACCAAGUAAAAGUGACAAAUCAACUCUUCCCGUGUCAGGGACAGGUUUCGGAGACAAAUUUAAACCAGCAGUAGGCACUUGGGAUUGUGAUACCUGCUUAGUGCAGAAUAAACCCGAGGCGAUAAAAUGCGUGGCUUGUGAAACCCCGAAGCCUGGGACUGGUGUUAAGCGAGUCCUUACGUUGCCCGCGGCUUCAGAGAGCGCUGUGACUGUGGCUGCUUCAUCUGCCACCUGCACUGUGACCACGGCCGCCUUAGGGUUUGCAGAUCAGUUUAAAAGGCCCGUGGGAUCUUGGGAGUGUCCAGUGUGCUGUGUUUUUAAUAAUGGAGAAGACAGUAAAUGUGUGUCCUGUGUGUCUGAGAAACCAGGAAGUCCGGUACCUGCUUCAGGUAGCAGCACUGUCCCCGUCUCUCUGUCUUCUGGAAGCUGCCUGGGGUUAGAUAAGUUCAAGAAACCCGAGGGCAGCUGGGACUGUGACGUGUGCCUGGUACAGAAUAAAGCAGACGCUGCCAAAUGUGUGGCGUGUGAAAGCGCAAAGCCAGGCACAGAAUCUGAGUUUAAAGGCUUUGGCACAUCUUCCUCGUCUUCGAACCCUGCAGCCUCAUCCUUCAAAUUUGGUAUCCCACCAUCCUCUUCGGGGCCUUCUCAGACUUUAACAAGCACUGGAAAUUUUAAGUUUGGAGAUCAGGGAGGCUUCAAAAUAGGAGUGUCUUCAGAUUCUGAGUCUCCAAACUCCAUGAGUGAGGGCUUCAAAUUUCCUAAACCAAUAGGAGAUUUUAAGUUUGGAGUUUCGUCUGAGUCUAAACCUGAAGAAGCUAAAAAAGACAAUAAGAAUGAUAAUGAUUUUAAGUUUGGACUUCCUUCGGGUUUAAGUACUACAGCUUCGUUAGCUCCGUUUCAAUUUGGGGUGUCUAACCUUGGGCAGGAAGAGAAGAAAGAGGAACCACCUAAAUCUUCAUCUGCAGGCUUCAGCUUUGGUACCAGUGUUAUUAACCCCACAUCUGCUGCUACCAACACCGCAGUGACCUCUGAGAACAAGAGCAGCUUCAGCUUUGGAACCCUAGAAACCAAGAGUGUUUCAGUGGCUCCUUUCACAUGUAAGACGUCAGAAGCCAAAAAAGAAGAAAUGCCUGCCGCCAAAGGAGUGUUCACUUUUGGCAGCAUAGAACCCACCCCUCUGCCGUCUGCCUCAUUGUUUGUGUUGGGAAGGACAGAAGAGAAACAGCAAGAGCCGGUCACUUCUACUUCUCUAGUGUUUGGCAAGAAAGCUGACAGUGAAGAGCCAAAGUGUCAAUCAGUGUUUUCCUUUGGAAAUUCAGAGCAAACCAAAGAUGAGAGUUCUUCAAAGUCCACCUUUAGUUUCAGUAUGGCAAAACCAUCUGAGAAGGAAUCGGAACAGCCAACAAAAGCCACUUUCACAUUUGGAACUCCAACCAAUACUACGGCUGAUCCAGGGGCAGCGAAGCCGGCGUUCGCCUUCCUGAGCAGCGGCGCUCCCACAGGCAGCGCACCGGCCGCCACGGGGGCUGUGUUCCGAAGCCCCACCGCCUCCAGCGCGCCCGCGCCCGCCUUUGUGUUUGGACAGGCCAGCAACCCCGGGGCCAGCUCUGCCUUCGGGAACUCGGCCGAAUCAGGUGCGCCUCAGUCUUUGCUGUUUUCUCCAGAGAGCAAACCAGCGACCACGUCGAGUGCGGCCGUCACCCCGUUCGUCUUUGGGCCGGGAGCCGGCAGCAACAGCACCACGGCCUCUGGCUUCAGCUUCGGAGCUACGACCACAUCCAGCUCUGCAGGAUCCUCCUUUGUAUUUGGCACUGGGCCUUCAGCACCAUCUGCCAGUCCAGCAUUUGGGGUUAACCAAACUCCGACAUUUGGACAGAGUCAAGGUGCCAGCCAGCCUAAUCCCCCGGGGUUUGGAGCUCUGUCCCCGGCAGCAGCGCUGUUUUCUGCGGCAUCGCAGCCCGCACCGCCUACCUUUGGGACUGUGUCAAGCAGUAGCCAGCCUCCUGCGUUCGGACCGCAGCCCAGGCAGUCUGCAUUUGGCUCUGCGGCAGCUCCAAGUUCCGGUUCGGUUUUCCAGUUCGGCAGCGGCAGCACCACCAAUUUCAACUUCACGAGCACCAGCCCGUCGGGAGUAUUCACGUUCAGGGCGAAUCCCAGCCCCGCUGCGGCCUCGGCGCAGCCUUCCGGCUCAGCGGGCUUCCCGUUUCCGCAGCCUGCGGCGACGUUUACAGUGGGGUCAAACGGGAAAAAUGUGUUCUCUUCUUCUGGAACUUCCGUUUCUGGCCGCAAGAUAAAGACUGCCGUCAGGCGCCGCAAAUGAAGGCGGCGGUGCGUCGCACACCGCGCUCCGCGGCGGCCGGGGCCCUGCUGCUCGGCUUCCGGAGCGGACGGGGCGAGGGCCGCCUCAAGCCAGAGCUGCCCGAGGCCUUCUCUACGUCUGGGACUCCCUCCUUUUUCUUUACAGAAGCCCUGCCCUGAGUCUCCCACUCCCUUUAAAAAAAAAAAAAAAAAAAUAGCUAGAUUGGUGACUGAUUCUUCAGCAGAAAGAGGAUCCAGCACAUUAUUCCCUGAUGCGGCGUCGGCGGGCGCAUCCCCGGGUCAGAGCCCGCUCCCCGGCUGCCGUGGCACGGGCCCGCGUCUGCCGCGCGGUGCGCCGGUCCGCGCUUGGGGAACGCGUGGGAAUUGUAGUCAUACCGGAGGAAUUCUGUAUAGAUUAGAGAAUGUGGAAGUGAGUGAUUUCUAUGCUGAGUUUGUGCUGGUGUAUGUGUGAAGUGAGUGAGUUGGGUGUACUGUGCACUAAAAUUUUCUGAUAGAGGAAGCCUGAUUAAAGAAUGGUCCACGCUAAGGACUUACUAGAUCUAGUGCGUUCUCCAUUUAAUAAUUAUAUGCUAUUUCUAUAUUUUCAUUCUCCUAUCACCUGUCUUGCCUUUUUCAUUAUUUUAUUAUGAAACUUGUGUAAAUACAAUUUUGUUUCUGUACUUUUUUGGCAUAACAUAAAUCUGUGAACUUGAAAUUUUAAUUUUGUGUUAGAAAAUUUGUUUGUUCUUUGUUUAGUCUUGUCUCAGAUUUUAUUAUGUAAAUCCCAUUAUUCAAAGUUGCCUAAAUCCAUUUGGAAAUCUUUAAAAAAAAAUUGGGGAUUCUUAAAGUGAAUUUAUUGGCUUUUCUGAUCCAGUUUUGUUUGGACCAAAAACCAGUAUUGUACAAAGUAUUAAGCAUAUAUUUUUAUAUUUACUGAAAUGGACUGUGGUGACUUUGGAUAAUAAGGAAAAGUUUAAUAUUAAAGCCAUGUUUAUUACAGUAUAAUUAACAUGUUAAACCAUGGGAUAAAUGCCAUCAAUAAAAAAUUAUGAAAUAUUUUUUGUUCUAGUGUUAACUUAUAAUGAAGGUACCAGUGUUAAUGGAAGGGAACCUUUUUUUGUAAAGGUUCGCCAUGGCCAGUCAGAGAAAUUCCAAAGAAUACAUUUAAGUGAUUUGGACAACUCCUAAGUGAAGGGGGAAGUGUCUGAACGUAAAACAUAGAGAAGGUACCCUGCUUUUUUGUCUGGUGCUAGGAAUCACGCCUACUUUGCAUAUAAAUUGACAUACCUUUUUAAAAGUUGAAAAUAAACACACGUAA